This is a messenger RNA of Epinephelus fuscoguttatus (brown-marbled grouper), 1727 nucleotides long. It is a transcript of the gene sgta, whose product is annotated as small glutamine rich tetratricopeptide repeat co-chaperone alpha. Gene Ontology annotation, biological process: post-translational protein targeting to endoplasmic reticulum membrane. Lineage: Eukaryota; Metazoa; Chordata; Actinopteri; Perciformes; Serranidae. The transcript has 12 exons. Gene Ontology annotation, molecular function: protein binding; molecular adaptor activity. The coding region runs from base 186 to 1211 and encodes 341 amino acids. The record is from RefSeq and is a predicted model, not a curated record. Gene Ontology annotation, cellular component: TRC complex; membrane.
CGCAUGACGACAUCAGGUAUGCGACCAGCUUAUUAGCUAGCUGAAUGACGGCAACAGUUACCCGAAGGAGCGGAGCUAACGUGAACUUAUCCGUUAACGUUACCGGGCCAAUCCAAACCUGAAGCACAGAGACAGCUGGGUCUCUCUCCCUCAGUGACCACAGAGAGGUCUGAGCCUCCAUCACCAUGACAGACAACAAGCGCCUCGCUUUCUCCAUCCUCCAGUUCCUCCAUGAUCAGCUCCAGUCAGGGAAUCUGAGCUCAGGCGCCCAGGAGAGUCUGGAAGUUGCUGUCCAGUGUUUGGAGACAGCGUUUGAAGUCUCGACUGACGACCAGAGCCUCGCCGUCCCCAUGACGUUACCAGAGAUCUUCGCCUCAGCCACAGCCAAGCUCCCGUCUGAGUCUCGGGUCAACAACAACUCCUCUCCACAACCUCCAAACUCCCUCACUGAGGAACAGAGAGCCGAGGCCGAGACUCUCAAAACUGAUGGUAACGACCAAAUGAAGGUGGAGAACUUUGCAGCUGCUGUCGAGUUUUACUCAAAGGCCAUCGCCAUCAACCCUCAGAACGCCGUCUAUUACUGCAACAGGGCUGCAGCGUACAGUAAACUGGGGAACUAUGCUGGAGCGGUGCAGGACUGUGAACAGGCCAUCAGCAUCGACCCAAACUACAGCAAAGCCUACGGGAGGAUGGGUUUGGCUCUGGCCAGCCUCAACAAACACACAGAAGCAGUGAGUUACUAUAAGAAAGCUCUGGAGCUCGACCCCGACAACGACACCUACAAAACCAACCUGAAGAUCGCCGAGGAGAAGAUGGAGACGUCCAGUCCAACAGCAGGGAUGGGUGGAGUCGAUCUGGCCGGUCUGCUCAGUAACCCCGGCUUCAUGAACAUGGCGUCCUCUCUGAUGAACAAUCCUCAGGUUCAGCAGCUGAUGUCGGGGAUGAUGUCAGGGGCGUACGGUGGGAUGCCUGGAGGAGGAGGAGGAGGCGGCCUAGGAGGAGGAGGAGGCGGCCUAGGAGGAGGAGGAGGAGGCCUAGGAGGAGGUGCAGCGCCCCCCGGAGCUGCUGCAGCUGGAGAUUUAUCAGGACUGAUCCAAGCAGGUCAGCAGUUUGCUCAGCAGAUGCAGCAGCAGAACCCCGAACUCAUCGAACAGCUGAGGAGUCAAAUCCGCAACCGAACGCCCAGCGCUGGAAACGAGGAGCAGCCAUGACACUCAGAUACAGUUGGACAUGUUUGUGUGUGAAGAAGAAGAGGAAGAGUUGAUUUGAGUCAUUUCUAACUCGAAGGACUAAAAGGAAGUUUUUUGUUUUUUUUUUCCCCAUCACUGAAUAAUUCCUGCACGAGAGAACGAGGAGCUUCAUUCAGUCACCAAAAACUACAAACACCCACUUCCUGCGGCUCUGUGUGGUUUUUAGGAAGAACAUUUUGACUUUAACACUUUGAUAUCAAACACAGAUGAAUUCUAAUAAAUCAAUAAAUCAAUAAUUCUCUAAUAGGAACCUGUUAAAGAGAACUUUCUUCUUAAAACUACACAGUGUAACUUUAAAUGUGUUUGUCCAGGACCUGUGUGUGUGUGUGUGUGUGUGUGUGUGUGUGUGUGUGUGUGUGUGUGUGUGUGUGUGUGUGUGUGUGUGUGUGUGUGUGUCAGGUUGAGCUGUGAGGAGGCAGAGAACUGUUCAAACACAGUCUGACAAUUAAAAAGAGCAUCUCAACAUUUUACACCCUC